AUGAGGAGGAGGAGGAGGAUGAAGGCUCCUCGGGGCACGGCGCUGGGUCCACCGGGUGGGUUUCGCCUCUUCCGCGGCGGGGAUGAAGGUGAGGAGGAGGAGGAGGAGGCUGAAGAUGAGGAUGAGGCUGAAGAGGAGGACGAGGCUGAAGAAGAGGCUGAGGAAGGUGAAG
Messenger RNA from Merops nubicus (carmine bee-eater), 172 nucleotides. Its product is annotated as acidic leucine-rich nuclear phosphoprotein 32 family member E-like. The transcript has a single exon. The annotation marks the transcript as partial. NCBI's taxonomy places the organism in Eukaryota, Metazoa, Chordata, Aves, Coraciiformes, Meropidae. The record is from RefSeq and is a predicted model, not a curated record.